Molecule: messenger RNA, 7136 nt
Organism: Schistosoma haematobium
Lineage: Eukaryota; Metazoa; Platyhelminthes; Trematoda; Strigeidida; Schistosomatidae
Gene: EXOSC4
Product: Exosome complex component RRP41
Exons: 7
Coding region: 114-890 (258 amino acids)
Biological process (GO): rRNA catabolic process; U4 snRNA 3'-end processing; poly(A)-dependent snoRNA 3'-end processing
Cellular component (GO): nuclear exosome (RNase complex); nucleolus; cytoplasmic exosome (RNase complex)
Source: RefSeq, a predicted model, not a curated record
CUACCUUGAACCAAGGCACAAGCUCUAAAAUUCAAUGUGUUUGGCAGAUAUUUUACCUUGAAACACUUAAGUAUGUCCUUCGGGAGAUGGGAAACUUUUGAAAAGGACGUGUGAUGGCUGAAAUAUUUUAUAAUGGUAGGAGAGUUGACGGUCGCCGACCAAAUGAAAUUAGACGAGUGGAUUGUCAGUUUGGCUCGGGUUAUUCUGACGGGAUUGUAUUUCUGCAUCAAGGGAAUACCAAGGUGAUUGCAUCCGUGGUUGGGCCCCAUGCUCCUAGAGCAAAAGGUGAUGGUGUUCCAGAUGGUGCAACGAUAACGUGCCAAUUUACCAAGCCUCCGUUCGCAUCAACUUCAGGGGAACGUCGCAAACUGUCAUCAAAUGAUAGAUCAGCGAAUGAUUUUGCUACUGCCAUUGAGGAGAUAUUUUCAUGUGUCAUCAGGACAGAAAAAUACCCAAUGUCUCAAAUAGAUAUUUUUCUUGAAGUUAUUCAGUCAGAUGGCUCUGAGUUUGCUUGUGCUGUAAAUGCAACUACACUUGCCUUAACUGAUGCUGGAAUUGAAAUGGAUUACCUCGUCAGUGCAGCUACAGUUGGUCUUUGGGGUUCACAUGUGUUCGCUGACCUUUGUCGCUUUGAGGAGAACCCACGUAUAUCACAGUUAACCGUUGUUUGUCUUCCCAAUCUUCAUCAGCUUUCUGGAGUAAUUACAGAGGAGCAAACAGGCCAGUGGAAAGGUCAGCCUCAAAUCCUUCAUACACGUCUCUCUUCUUGGUUACCUGUUGAGAGACUACAACCACUCAUGACAGAAGCUGUGAAGGUGGCUCAAACACUUCAAAAGGAAUUUUCUUAUUGGCUACGGGGCCGUGUACGUAGUGGUCUUAUCACCAGAUGACUAACGUGAUCCACCUUUAUAAAGACAUUUUGAGCGGCGCCAGAUAUACUAUCUGAGUAUAAUGUUUCACGACUGACCGUGUGAAGUUACAAAAUAAAUUUUGAUCCUGACUUUAAACUUAAUUAAACGAAACUUAUUGCUUUACAUGUUAUGCAGCACAAAAUUCUCUUACACAAUUACUGCGCUCAAAUAAUCUAGUUAGUUUCCUGGUGAGAAUGCUGCCUUCAUCCUUGAGAUGCAAUUGAGUAAAACCCAAUAGACGAUGUAGAGACUCCUCAUAGUGACCGAAGACUGAGGCUGGUUUAGACGUCAUUCAUCCAUUCAAGGUGGAAUUCUCUGACCUUUCAACCGCACUCAGAGCUCUAGACGUACGGUUUUAUGGAAACACGCAUGCUACUUAAGGGACAGUAAGUAGUAUCCAAAAAACUAUCAAACCUCACUUUUGUAAAACGUUUAUGGAGAGAGCUAGCUCUCUCCUUAAUGUACGUCGUAGUUCAUAACGUUUAAUUUUGUUGUUUCCAUUGCAAACUGACCGUGAUAAAUUCCUUGCAUUUUAGGACUAUUUCUGCUGAAUAUAUAUUUAUAUAUCUUAUUAUCCUUCUACAGUUCGAGUUUUAAAAUCUUAUUCUAAUAAGCAAUACGGUCAUCUGUUUGCCGAAUUCCAUUCAUCACAGUUUGGGAAAGUCCAGUUCAUUCAUAAUACCAGGUCUAGUGAAUAGUACAUCGUACUCGGUUACGUGACAGUAUCUAUUUCGAAAAACUGACUUAUCCCAUUACUCAGAACGUACAAUUGCGCCAGCACACGCAACAGCUAACUCACUAAAGUUUCUCUCUAUGAUAUCAUAACGUGCAUUAAACAGCCUGAGUAUUUCGUCGAAAAGUUUUUGGAUUUCUUGUCAAGUCCUACCACAAAUCAGCAGAAAGUGUCCUUUUCAUCAAAAGUUUUGUGUAAGGAUUUGAAACUUUAGAACUUUUCAGACGUACUAAAGUGACUACCAAUUUUGCUGGAAUUUAGCCUAAGAAUGUUUAGGGUGACUCAGACUGUUUUACCAUUUCAAAGAACAUAGCCAACCAGUAAUACCUUACAAACAAAUAGCGAGACAACUUGUUACCAUAUAUAAAUUUGUAGUGUUCCAAGCUACGUGGACGUUGAAAUGAAGAUUUGUGGCCCAGGUGAGUGGUUUCGCUGGAGUGUUGUUCUCUGAGCUGGAUAGCUUGACCAUCAGAAAAUAUUAUUUUAAAAACGAGUAGUAACAAUGUGAUCUUAAACUAUUUAUCAUCGAGUUCUCAUGACCCAGAGUUACCGGUCUCCAGAUUUUAUACUGGAGCAAUUUUUUACUGCUUAUCAAAUGGUGAUCCUUUUCCUAUGAAUUAAAGCAAGUUCAUAACAUCAGUGAAUUUCCGCAGAAUCCAACCACUAUCAGAAAUCACGCAAAGUAGUCCAAAAUAAAAUGAAUUUCGGUAAGAAAAGGAAUUCGAGUAAAAUCUGUUAAUGCGUACAACUAUUACACCAGAUAUCUAAAUUGGAUGAAGCGUCAUUCGAAUCAGCAGUUAACCGCCUCAGUCGACACACAUACUAAAGUAUACGGUAAACAUCAAUUCCUCGCUGGAUGUUCCGUAUCCAUACACAAGAGACUAUAGUUUGGCUGUAAACAUGUGCAGUAAAGCAUAUUUACAUGCAAAGUCAAUUAUGAAUUUGUGGCACCAGGUAUGUACAUUUAUUAAAAGCAUUAGAAAUAACAAUCUCACAGUUAAAAAAAUAGGUAUUGUCGGGUGAGAAAAUUGAGAUGGAAUUGCAUAAGUAGAUUGAAAAUAGUUAGCUUGUUGGGAUGACUGAGUUACAAAAGUCAUUGAUUUCCAUCAACCACUCAUCUAAAGACCACGAAAUCGGUGGAACAAAAUUACGUGGUUCUGCCAAAUGUGGAUUGGGAUGAUCUGGAUUGGAUGAUUUCCUAAUUUUCACAAGACUGAUUGAACCGUUCGGAGCUAUAUGUAUAGUCGCUGUCGCCAUAACCCCUUGACCUGCUAGCAAAUGAAGAUUGCGUGCAGCUGGAUCCCAGUCAAGUGGAUACAUUGAACUGAGUCGUUUUAUGUCCUCUCUCAAGAUAAAGUCUACACGCAGAUGUUGCUGGAUGCAUGCUACGAUUGUACUUGGAGUGAGGUUUGGUGUGAGACAUUCACACAAACUGAUUAUGCUAUCGUGGCAGCCAAUAACCUAAAUAUGAGAAAACAGUAAUUAAAACAAAAAAAAGUUGUUAGGUCCUGUUUUGAAAAUUCGAUAUGGAACAAGGAUAGUAAAUAAUUUUUGGUCAUUCAAAAACUUGAUAUGUUUAAUCGGGGUUAGUCAGUCAUUAUGAAGCUUUAAGGAAUGUUUGAGAAAUUUUACUAAGUAGUCCAUACUGCAAUCGACAUAUUAAAAAUUCGAUGUGAAACUUACGGAGGUUCCCACAACUUGAACGAAUGUUGGAUUGUUAAAAAGGAAUAGGGACAACAUCGAUCGAUAUAUCAACGCAUUGGUAAUAACUGUUCACGAGACCGGAUCACCGACUCAGGUCUUUGAGUUAAUCGAUAUCAAAGAUAAGGCCAAUAGCCACAAUAAAAGGUUUUUAAUUAUUAAGUUAACAUAUUUAUAAGCAAGAUAUUAACAUGACAAGAAUAUUUAGAUGCACAUGGGAUGGGAGUAAUCAGAUUUGUAGGUUACUUCACUUUCAGGGUUAUUCCUCUUCUAUCAUCCGAGGAACCAGAUAGUUUAGGAGAUUUGAUCAAAUUACAUAAAGGGUGAAAAAUUCUCAUUAUUCUUAUGCUUUUGCGAAUAAAUAAGUGAAAGCUUAGUGACAAGAAUUACAAAGUGAUUUCCAUCAUCAAAGUAAAUGAAUUAAACUGACCAGAGUGGUAAUCAUAGACAAUAAAAUUGGAAAUUAUCUACAAUUUUCGAAUCAUAUUAAUUGAUUAAGUAUUUGCGUCCGUACUCAAAAAGCAGCUUAUACUGUCAAACAAUCGAAAAAUCCCUUGACAUUAACAUACGUUUUUCGAAACACGCACACAUUAUUCAAGUGCGGCCAUUCGCCUAACCUUACCAAAUCAGCUUAGAGAACCGGGGAUAUUUACUCUUUAUGUAUCUGCCGUUGAAACUGCUACUUUGUGUAGCGUCGCUGGUGUAGAUGUAGUACUAAGUUCGAAUGAAGCUGAAAUUAAUGGACAGUCGCUUAUGCACUGUCCAACUAAAUAGAGGAGUAAGAAAUCGGAAUUAUGAAGAUAGAUUUUACAAAAAGCUUUCCCUACUUUCGAAGAUCCAAAUGCUCAGAUGUCGUAAUCAUAACAGGUCUUGAUGGCUCACUGGAAAUCUAAACCAAAGUAGGAGACACUAGUGAUUCAAGUGCCUCAAAUAAGCAAACAGACACCGACAACCAUGCUUAGACAAUUGCUUAUGCUUAGCAAGUGUAAUCCUAAAACAUAAAGAUAUCGUCUGAAAUGAUGACCACCGAAAUCAACUCGAUGGACUCAAAUAGACCAUAUUACCAUCAGCUAUUGGUUAGAGAGGCUCAAUAAACGAUCACGCAUUCGGGAGCACAUGUCUAAACUUAAACUACGAUCUUGUGCGAGCACGUGUUUGUCUACGUCUUACUAAACACAGCAUGAAAGCCCCUCGGAGCCCAGCUUAAUGAUAAAAAAGUCAACAGUAUAUUUCAUGCAAUUGGUUCCCUUUAUGAAUUUAAAUAAAGCAAGAACAAAUAUUGGUGCAGAAUAGUAUGAAAUAAUAUGAAUUCAUACUAUUCUGCACCAAUAUUUGUUCUUGCUUUAUUCAACAGUAUAUUUCCUGAACGACAGAAUCAAUUAGUCAAUUGUCAGAUUGAUGUUCACUGAGAUGAGGGUUGACACGAUAUCCAAAUUUCUGUGAAAACUGAGGUGAUAUAUACCAGUGAGUCAACCAAAAGGUUAAAAAUCAGAAUUUUGAUGGCCCCCAGUGAAUCGAUAGUUACUCUGAAGCUCAUCCCACCAAACUGGGUACACAGUGACGAGCGAAGACGACUUAGACACAAAAUCAAAAAAAUGUCCACGUAGUGGGUAUAGACAGCGAAAGCAAAAGAUAUGGUAAAGGGGAGUGAUCGCGACAUAAGGCAACUGUUCACGAUUUUCUAAGAACCAGAUAUUGAAAAUUCGAGAUUUAAUUAAACUAAUUCGGAAAAGGUUAGGACAAAGAGUCCUCUCAAUCCAGGAAAUUCACGGAAAAUUUCGCCUUAUUGAAAAGAGACUAAAAUGCUCAAAACCAUACUGCCUCGUGACUUAGGACUUCCUAAGAUUUCAGUUACAGCAAACAAAUGUGAAAAAUAUUAGUUUACUACAGAAACCUUAUACUUCUUUCCAUGACUACUACUUUUAUCACAAUUCGAGUUGGUAAUUUCCUCUCCGUAUUAAUGUGGUGUGUCGACUGAAACCUAUUCACAUAUAUGCCAGGGUCUGCGUUGCAUAACACUGAGUGACUGAACAGACGUAUGGUCAGUCAAGAAAUACUACUGUAUCUUUUUAAAUAUAGGAGGAUCUAUGUUUCUGAACUAUCCGAAGUUACUAAAGAGAUAAUUACUCAUAACCUUAUUACUCACUGUAUGUAAUGUUGUACAUAUUGGUAAGAUUUUUAGGAAAUGGAAUAUCUAUCUCAGAGUUCAACUGACUACAUGCUUAUUGUGAAUUAUUCGGAUGAUUAGUCCACAUAACUAUCGUAUCACUGAAAGGAUGCACAAUUUAAUGUGUUACGCAUAGUUGAUAUUUAAAAUUAUGACGUAUAUAUAAUAUCCCUUUAAUAAAAGGUAACUCACUUGACUCUACAACCCAGUCAUUUUACAUCUAUAAUGUACUGUAUGGGACCUUCUAAUAUGAAAUGUUUUAAAACAACUCCAAAAUGAUGCCAAAAACAGCUUAUUAAACGAAAGAGCAAAUUUUGUGGAUUUACUUUUGAUAUGACUGAUUCCGUAGGCUCAGCUAGUCAAAAAACUACCAAACUUUAAAACAAUUUUUAUACAAUAUAUAUGUAGCACAAAGGCAAUCACACGAAUCCGUCUUGCAUAAAACAUAUAAUUCAGUGGACAGUUACUAAAAAGCUGCCAUAUCUAUCAAAACCAGUACCUCACUCAACACAGAAAACUAGAUAAAAAUUUCAACUUACUCUGGUAUUAGUCAGUGCUAUAGUUCCGAAAUCUCCAUGUUUCAAAAAACCGCGGAGUAAAGGUUUUUCAACUAGACUCUUUGCCAGUUGACUCUCGUUAGUAUUAAACCUCAAUAUAACACAGGACGAAUUUUGAACUAUUCUUCCAAGUUUUUGGGCAUACCAUUCUUGACAAUACCUGUUGAAAUUAGUGGUAGACAUUUCAAGUGCCAUAAGGUUAAAGUAGUGACAAGCGCCAAAUAGUAAUAAACGAAAAUUUUAGCACUUCAAACUGACAGACACUACACUGACAUGACGGUUGAAAUGACCCAGUCGACUUCAAACGGCGAGAAUACUUGCUCUUUGAGCUCCCACCGUAGAGACUAGAGCCUCUGACGUACCGUAAAUAGCGCACUUUCAUUAGUCAGGUCAUAUUUAUAUUAUUUAAACAGCUGCACGCUUAAUAUCCCUGGUCAGAUUGCAGGACUGAUACAUAUUGUAAGUACACAAUAUAACUAUUUCAAGGUAGUGGAUCACGAUCUACUUUAAUUAAUCAGUUAUACUGAUUCAUAUAUACUGGGUUAUUUAAAUAGUGUUUGUAUUUUUAUCAUUCAAUCAAUUUAGCCCCUAAAUUAUCUAUUACCUGAACGCUGAGUCAGUCAUAUAACAAUCUCAACCUGAAAUAACGUGGUCCAAAGAGGAAAACCAAUUUGACAGGGAUUUAACGGAAGCAGAACAUUUCCUUUGAAUGACUAUAAAUCCCAUGUAUCCUCUUCCAUUCUGGCAAGUAGUGGGCUUUAUGCGGAACUUGUGAAGUAAAAUUCUCUAUCGAACAUAAGAACAGCCCCAGUAACUGUAACUUCCCAAACGGCAACGUAUAAUGAGUCACAAGCAGACCUUCCUUAGGAACAAGUAGCCAGGAAUACUUAUGACCUUUCCUUUUAGAUACUUCAGAAGUGUACUGACUUUUGACGUACUUUUUGAACAAUAACUUUUCCAUUAACAACUAUCUUUAGCACGGAUAUAGAAAGUUCACAUAAUAUUUACCGGUCAACACUUUACUGUAUCGAGUUACCGACUGUCUAUCGACAGGUGAGUAGAUUGAG